Molecule: messenger RNA, 237 nt
Organism: Penicillium antarcticum
Lineage: Eukaryota; Fungi; Ascomycota; Eurotiomycetes; Eurotiales; Aspergillaceae
Exons: 13
Coding region: 1-237 (78 amino acids)
Source: RefSeq, a predicted model, not a curated record
AUGAUUUCUAACGGGGUUCCAGAACAAUGGCGUGAGUGUCUCAUGAAUGAUAGUACUCAAUAUCUAGAUACUAACCAGGCAUUCUUCUCGGUGAACAAUGUUAGCUUUGUGAGAGUCCCUGUUGAAGACUUGAGCCGGAAGCUGAAGAUGCGUUCCGGCCCUCCGACCGACGGCAACGUGGACCCUGUGAACGAAGGCGAUGUUACUAACAACAUCUCCUUCCUUCGCUUAUGCUAG